This is a messenger RNA of Elephantulus edwardii (Cape elephant shrew), 2928 nucleotides long. It is a transcript of the gene RBM19, whose product is annotated as RNA binding motif protein 19. Gene Ontology annotation, molecular function: RNA binding. The record is from RefSeq and is a predicted model, not a curated record. The transcript is spliced from 25 exons. Lineage: Eukaryota; Metazoa; Chordata; Mammalia; Macroscelidea; Macroscelididae.
CAAGGAGUUCGUGCCAUGUCACGACUGAUCGUGAAGAACCUCCCGAAUGGGAUGAAGGAGGAGCGUUUCAAGCAGCUCUUCGCCGCCUUCGGCACACUGACAGACUGCAGCCUGAAGUUCACCAAAGAUGGCAAGUUCCGGAAGUUUGGCUUCAUCGGCUUCAAGUCUGAGGAGGAGGCCCAAGCAGCCCUGUGCCAUUUCAACAAGAGCUUUGUCGACACAGCCCGGAUCACGGUGGAGUUCUGCAAAUCAUUUGGGGACCCGACAAAGCCCCGGGCGUGGAGCAAACAUGCCCAGAAAGUAAGCCAGUGUCCAGCACCCUCCCAGGAUCCCGUUUCCACGGAAACGAAGCAGGAGAAGAAGAAGAAGAAGGUCACUGGUGAACUGGAGCAGCUGAAGGAAGACACCGAGUUCCGGGAGUUCCUGUCAGUCCACCAGCGGCGGACGCAGGUAGCCACGUGGGCCAACGAUGCCCUGGCCGCCAAGCCCAAGCAGGGGAAGGGCCAGCCGGCGGGCGACUACCUCAAUUUCGACUCAGACUCGGGAAAGGAGAGUGAGGAGGAGGGCCCCAGUGAAGACCUGGAUGAAGAAGAAGACCUCACGCAGAAGGCAGCCGUGCAGGAGGGGCUGUCGGACAUGGAUUACCUGAAGUCCAAGGUCGUGAAGGCCGAGCUGCUGUCUUCCGAGGAGGAGGAGGAGGAGGAGGAGAGUGAAGAUGAAGCCGUGAACUGUGAGGAGAGCAGUGAGGACGAGGGCCCAGCGCAGCCUGAGCUCGAGAGGACAGGGGCCGGCCAUGGGCAGGGACAGCCGCUGCCACCUGAGGCCAAAGCCGAGGCAGAGAAGCCGGCAACCCAGAAGGAGCCCACUACCCCUCACACCGUGAAGCUGCGGGGAGCUCCGUUCAACGUCACGGAGAAAAAUGUUACGGAGUUUCUGGCACCGCUGAAACCAGUGGCCAUUCGGAUUGUGAGAAAUGCUCAUGGGAACAAAACAGGUUACAUCUAUGUGGAUUUCAGCAGUGAGGAGGAGGUGAAGAAAGCGCUGAAGUGCAACCGGGAAUACAUGGGUGGACGCUACAUAGAGGUGUUCAGGGAGAAGAGUGUUCCACUGGGCAAGGGGCCCUUGAAGAACAACGCCAAGCCCUGGCAAGGCCGGACGCUCGGGGAGGACGAGGAGGAGGAGGACCUGGCUGACUCGGGACGGCUCUUUGUGAGAAACCUGCCCUACAGCAGCACCGAGGAGGACCUGGAGAAACUCUUCUCCAAAUAUGGUCCGCUGUCUGAGCUGCACUACCCCAUCGACAGCCUGACCAAGAAGCCCAAGGGCUUCGCCUUCGUCACCUUCAUGCUCCCCGAGCACGCAGUGAAGGCCUACGCCGAGGUGGACGGGCAAGUGUUCCAGGGCAGGAUGCUCCACCUGCUGCCGUCCACCAUCAAGAAGGAAGCCAGCGAGGACGCCCACACGCCGGGAUCCUCUUCCUACAAGAAUUGGAACACGCUGUUCAUGGGGCCGAAUGCCGUGGCUGACGCCAUCGCGCAGAAGUACAGCGCCACCAAGAGCCAAGUGUUUGACCACGAAACGAAGGGCAGUGUGGCCGUACGCGUGGCCCUGGGGGAGACCCAGCUCGUUCAGGAGGUGCGGCGCUUCCUCAUCGACAAUGGGGUUUUAACGACUGAUGUGGCCAUGCCCCUGGACCCUGAGCUGCAGAAAGCGGGCCAGUUUCACCACGUCCCCCUAUACCUGGAAUGGGCUCCAGUGGGUGUCUUCUCCAGCUCAGCCCCAACCCCAGCUCCACAGAAGAAAGAACCCAAGGACAAGGCUGCAGAGACAGACACGGCGGGUGCAGAGACAGUAUCAGACAGCGAGACCCCAGAAGGUAAAAAGCCAGCAGAAGGAGCAGCAGAUGAUUCGUCAGUGGCAAAGAUGGAAGAAGAGGAGGAAGACGAGGAGGAGGAGGAGGAGAGCCUUCCGGGGUGUACCCUGUUUAUUAAAAACCUCAACUUCGACACGACAGAGGCGACGUUGAAGGAAGUGUUUUCCAAGGUGGGAAUGGUGAAGAGCUGCUCCAUCUCCAAGAAGAAGAGCAAAGCAGGAGCGCUGCUUUCCAUGGGCUUUGGCUUUGUGGAGUACAGGAAGCCGGAGCACGCCCAGAAGGCGCUCAGGCAGCUCCAGGGUCAAAUCGUGGACAGCCACAAGCUGGAAAUACGGAUUUCAGAAAGAGCCAUCAAGCCAGCCACAACAUCCACGAGAAAGAAACAAGUGGCUAGAAAACAGACAACCUCCAAGAUCCUGGUUCGAAACAUCCCUUUCCAAGCUGACAGCCGGGAGAUCCGGGAGCUCUUCAGCACGUUCGGUGAGCUAAAGACCGUGCGCCUGCCGAAGAAGAUGACCGGGACGGGCACACACAGAGGGUUCGGCUUUGUUGACUUCCUCACCAAGCAGGAUGCCAAGCGUGCCUUCAAUGCCCUGUGCCACAGCACCCACCUUUACGGCCGCAGGCUGGUCCUGGAGUGGGCGGACAGCGAGGUGACCGUGCAGGCCCUGCGGCGGAAGACGGCUGAGCGCUUUCACGAGCCCCCGAAGAAAAAGCGGUCUGUGGUGUUGGACGAGAUCCUGGAGCAGCUGGAAGACAGCGACGACAGCGCGUAGCAAACCCUUCAGCUGCGAGCUGGCACCGCACUGGGACGUCCCCCCAUCUUCCUGACUGUCCCUGACUGUCAGUUGAAGCUCCGUUUUCCUCAAGAAGUUCCCCUGUCCACUUUCUCUGGAGUGAAACUCCCAACUCUUUUCAGUGCCAACCCCGGCCACCCACUGCCAUCUCAGAAGCCUGUCCCUGCCAGCCACAGCUGGGCUUUGAACACGGGCGUCUUUGAUCUCAAGGCUCGUCCCACCUCCAGAACAUAUGCUCUAAACAGUGGGGACUAUUAA